AUGGCGGUCAGACGUUUCUCAAAUAGUUCCCGGAAAGUUAUAAAGUUUCCUAAUAUUAUCUGUGUGAUACUUGUAAUAUCGCAUUGGAGAUGUCUUUUAAUCACACCAAGUCAUGAUCUUGCACCAUCUGCAACGCUAGGAACUCUGGCUGACUGGACAGAUAUCAACUCUUCGAAAAGCAUUAGCAAAUUGGCCAGCCGCCAUCUUGGUUCAUUAUCGUGUUGCCGACGUUGCAUUAAUACCUGUACACAAUUUCGUCGCAAGGGCUUUUUUAGGCCUGUAGCGUAUUACUCCAAUUCGAAUGCGAUUUUUCGACCGGAGCUGUUAAUCAUUUGCGGUGAUGUCGAUGUAAAUCCAGGACCUGUGAGUAAACGAAAGCAAGCAAGGUCUACUGCUCCAACGUGUCCUGUUUGUGAGAAAGCAGUUGCAAAAAAUCAUAAACGCUUUAUCUGUUGGAUAUGUCACGAUAUGAUGCAUGUUAAAUGUUCAAACUCUAUGGCUGAUUUUCGAACUUUCUCUGCUUCAUCGCCCGUUUCGUGGACUUGUAAUCGAUGUGCUUUCGCAUCAUUACCAUCUCUCAACGACAGCUCACAAGAUUCUCAUUUUGGCGUUCUUGAAGGAGAAGAAGGGGACUCUAGUUUGCUUUCUUCUUUAUCGCCCACCCCAGUCGAAUGGUAUAAAGAAAAUAUUAAAGGCUAUUACAAGAAAAAUCUCUCGAUUGGCCACCUUAACACAAACAGUAUCAUUGGCAAAAUAGAUGAGAUUUUGGAUCUACUAAACGAAUGCCGUUUUGACAUUCUCUUUAUCUCUGACACGAAGAUUGACAAGUCUGUUUCCACAAAGUUAUUAUCCAACCCACAUUACCGUGUCAUCAGGAAUGAUAGAAAAAGGGGUGCCGGUGGUCUAUUAGCUUAUAUUCACAAUUCUUUAACUGCGAGAAGACGACUCAAGCUUGAACCAACUGGUGUAGAAUCUAUUUGCCUCAACGUAAAGGGGAAUACAAAUACAUGGUUUUUCGUUUGUGCCUUUUAUCGCUCUCCAAGUAAGUGUAAAGUCACUGACUUCAUCUCUGCCUGUUCUACUGCUGCAGAAAACAUGCUAAAAAUCAGGAAUGAAAUUGUAUUUAUUGGAGAUUUUAAUUUUGAUAUGAUGGACCAUGUUGAUGGGAAUUUGCAUAAUACGAAUAAUCCUUUGGCUGAUUUCUGCGAUCGCUAUUGUCUCUCGAAUACAAUAACUGAACCAACAAGGGUUACUAACACAAGUGAAACCCUAAUUGAUGUGAUCCUAGUUAAUCGAACUGAGCGAUGGACAAAGAGUGGCACGCUGAAAAUUGGAAUAAGUGAUCACGAUCUUGUAUACAUUGUGAGAAAACUACGCCUACCGAAAUCGAAAGUGCAAACGAUUGAGUCCAGAAGUAUGAAGAAAUUUAAUGAAGCCUCUUUUUGUUGUGAUUUAUCUACUGCUCCAUGGGACAGUGCCUUUGUUUAUGACGAUAUUAAUGAUGUCUGGAACCACUGGUCAAAGCUCUACAAAGACAUAAUAGACAAACAUGCGCCUUUUGUGAAAAAAAGGGUUCACGCAAACCAACUUCCGUGGAUCAAUGUCCAAAUAAAAAGAGCAAUUCGACUGAGAAACAAACUAUACCGCAAAUAUCGCCUUAGUCGGAAUGACGAAACUUGGGAAAGUUAUAGAGUACAAAGGAACUUAGUUACCAAACUUAAGCGAAUAUCUAUUAAACGGUUCUUUUUACACUCUUCGGUUAACACGACAACUCCUGGAGAUUUUUGGAAGCGGGUAAAGCCUCUUCUACCGUCUUCUGGACAAGAUAACAGCGAUGGCACAUGCAUAAUGGAUAGGGGUGCAGUUGUAAGUGAUCCAUCCAAUCUUUUCAAUGAACACUUCUCUUCACCUGUUCUUGAUCGAGCUGUUUUGACUAAUUCUGUUGAAGAUUUCGAACAUCAUCCGGGUGUGACUUCAAUCUCGUCGCGCAAUUUCAAUCUUGGUUUUUCAUUUCAACCUGUCAGUACGGAAUACAUUGGUAAAUUGCUCACUGGCCUUAAAACAAACAAGUCUUGUGGACCUGACAAUAUCUCUCUCAUGAUUCUUAAGCUAUCUGCAUCAACAAUCAAAGGGCCUCUGACUAAGCUCCUUAAUUACAGCCUUACUAACUCAACGUGGCCACAGGAAUGGAAAUUAAGUAAUGUUACUCCAGUCUAUAAAAAGGAUGAUAGCUCUCUUGUGGAAAACUACAGACCAAUCAGUAUCUUGUCGUCCAUUCCCAAGAUUCUUGAGAAAGUUAUGUAUGAUCAGCUCUAUGAUACUUUCAAGACUCACUUCUCUCUCAAUAUGUCUGGAUUCUUAAGUGGGCACUCAUGUUGCACUGCUCUUCUAAAAAUGGUUGACGACUGGAGACUAGCCCUGGAUUCUAAGAAAGUCACUGGAACUAUUGCCAUUGACCUUUCCAAAGCAUUUGACUCUGUGUGUCACAACCUACUCCUAGCCAAGUUGCGUGCUUAUGGUUUGAAUGAUGAUGCCCUCAGAUUCGUACAGUCAUACUUGACCGAGCGACAGCAAAGAGUUAAAUAUAAUUGCAAACUCUCUGAUUGGCUUCCCGUUCAAUGUGGUGUGCCUCAAGUUGACAUUGUCGCACUGAUUCACUACUACUGGUGCUACAUUGGUUACAAAAUCCCUGCCUUCAUCGCUGACAUGGGAUCCUUUUGUUCUGGGCAAAGACCAAGAAUGAAUAAGUUAUAUGGCAAGCUGGACAGGGCAACCACGAGCUUGAUCUUCUUCACUUCCAGAGGCUGGGAGAUUGCGGAACAUCCGUUGGUCUAUGUACUUCUGUUUGUUCUUGUUUUCGUCAUGGCUCAUUAUCAAGAGGUUCCCGGCCGCACAGACCGCUUGGGCCUAGUGCUUAUCCGGUGUUCACAAGCUGGCGAUGGCUCUGGAACCGUUCAAGCUCUCUAA
Pocillopora verrucosa is the source of this 2967-nucleotide messenger RNA. The record is from RefSeq and is a predicted model, not a curated record. Lineage: Eukaryota; Metazoa; Cnidaria; Anthozoa; Scleractinia; Pocilloporidae.